This is a messenger RNA of Pelecanus crispus (Dalmatian pelican), 1910 nucleotides long. NCBI's taxonomy places the organism in Eukaryota, Metazoa, Chordata, Aves, Pelecaniformes, Pelecanidae. The record is from RefSeq and is a predicted model, not a curated record.
GCCUACAUCAAUCUGCAAGGGAGUGUCAGAAAGGCCCCGCAUUCGCCGAGCCGUGACACAACCCGUCAGCGAAUCAAAUUCAGUGAUGACAGAGUGUGCAAGAGCCACCUUCUCAACUGCUGCCCUCAUGAUGUGCUCUCUGGAACUAGAAUGGACCUUGGAGAAUGUUUGAAGGUGCAUGACCUGGCAUUAAGGGCAGACUACGAAAUAGCAUCCAAAGAUCAAGAUUUCUUCUUUGAGCUUGAUGCAAUGGACCACCUGCAGUCAUUUAUUGCAGACUGUGACAGGAGAACAGAAGUGGCUAAGAAAAGACUAGCAGAAACCCAAGAAGAGAUCAGUGCUGAAGUUGCAGCUAAAGCUGAAAGAGUUCAUGAAUUGAAUGAAGAAAUUGGGAAACUGCUGGCCAAAGUAGAACAGCUUGGAGCUGAUGGGAAUGUGGAAGAAUCUCAAAAAGUAAUGGAUGAAGUGGAGAAGGCUCGGGUAAAGAAGAGAGAAGCAGAAGAAGUAUACAGGAAUUCUAUGCCUGCCUCCAGCUUUCAGCAGCAGAAGCUACGGGUUUGUGAAGUGUGCUCAGCUUAUCUUGGUCUUCAUGACAACGACCGACGACUUGCUGACCACUUUGGAGGAAAACUACACUUAGGAUUUAUUGAAAUAAGAGAGAAGCUUGAGGAACUCAGGAGGAUUGUGGCUGAUAAACAGGAGAAACGAAAUCAGGAACGUCUGAAACGUAGAGAGGAGAGGGAAAGAUAAGAAAGUGAGAAACUAAGGAGGUCCAGAUCCCACAGCAAGCAUACCAAAAGAUCUAGGUCCCGAGAUCGCCGCAGACAUCGGUCUCGCUCAGCCUCCCGGGAACGAAAGAGAAGAACUCGCUCCAAAUCCCGUGAGAAACGCCAUCGUCACAGGUCUCGCUCUAACAGCCGCAGCCGGAGUCGCAGCCAUCAUAGAAGCAGGCAUAGUUCCAGGGAGAGAAGCCGAGAACGCAGCUCCAAAAAGAGAUCCUCAAAAGAAAGAUCUUCCAGAGACAAAGAACGUUCAAGAGAUCGUGAUAGAACAUCACGUGAUAAAGAUAGAAGCUCAAGAGAGAGGUCACCACGAGAUUUCAAAGACAAGAAACGUUCUUAUGAAAGUGCUAAUGGCCGAUCGGAAGACCCGAGGAGCUCAGAAGAGCGUGAAGCAGGGGAGAUAUAACUGGCUGUAUAUUCACCUGAUCUCUAGCUUCCUAUGGAGUUGCAUACUAUGGUUUAGUUUACAGUUGUUCAAAGGGACACCAGUGAGCAGUUCCAGACACUGAUCCAACUAGGGUAGAUGUACAGUAUAUAAAAGUGGUUAUAACCAAGUCAGAAUUAAACCCCAUCAAUUAAUGAUGCCUAAAGCUGGGUCCUGGACUUCCACCAAGUUGUAAAACUUUUCUGAAAGAUUUCUCUUUAUUCAGGACAACAGUUUUAUGUACCAAGAUGCAGAUCUCAAUGUUUUUAAUCUCCUUUCCAAUACAAGUUAGUGAACAAAUUCUAUUGUACUACUUGCCUUGGGUGCUUUUGAACCUUUAUAAAUUCUCCAAUUCUGCUCCAGUCAAAACAGCAGCAUUGAAAGGUUGUAUUUUGGGGAAUUUUUUUUUGUUGUUUGCUUUUUGUAAGAGGGUGGGUGGAUGGAUAUUAACUUUUACUCUAAGGUUAUGUUCCCAGUGAUUUUUUUUGUUUGGGAACCUAGGAGUUGAUUACAGUGGGAGCAUUUAGACAGGAUUGUGUGCUGGAGAAAGCGGAAAUGUCUUUUUACAGUGCCUAUUUAGACUUGGAAAUUGAACAGCUGUUGCAUUACAUCUUUUUUUAUUUCUACGUAAAUUUUGAAAUCGAAGCCAGUCCCAUAUCUGUACCAUUUGAUUGGUAUGUGUUCAAUAUAUUUGUUUUUUUCCA